CUGGAGUGAUGGGAAGUACCGGCGCACCUUGACUCCGAGGAGGAUUCCUGACCCGGUGGCAUGCUCAGGCGCGGGUGACCCGGGUGACCGCGCGGGAAGCGUGAGAGGAGGAGGAGAGGAGGAGAGGAGGAGAGGAGGAGGAGGAGAGGAUGAGGAGAAAUCUCUCCGCCGCGGGCUCUCUGCUCGCCUGGAAGCUGCUCCUGCUGAUGCUCAGCUGGAGCCGGUGUAAGGAGAUGGACCACGCAGCGAGGACACGACAUGCACUCAUGUCUCCGUCCGACUUCCUGGACAAGCUGAUGGGGAGGACGUCAGGGUACGACGCCCGGAUAAGACCCAACUUCAAAGGUCCGCCCGUCAACGUCUCCUGCAACAUUUUCAUCAACAGCUUCGGCUCCAUCGCUGAGACCACCAUGGACUAUCGCGUGAACAUCUUCCUCCGCCAGCAGUGGAACGACCCGCGGCUGGCGUACGCCGAGUACCCCGACGACUCUCUGGACCUGGACCCGUCCAUGCUGGACUCCAUCUGGAAACCAGACCUGUUCUUCGCCAACGAAAAGGGAGCCCACUUUCACGAAGUCACCACGGACAACAAGCUGCUGAGGAUAUUCAAGAACGGCAACGUUCUGUACUCUAUCAGACUAACCUUGACGCUGUCGUGUCCCAUGGACCUGAAGAACUUCCCCAUGGAUGUCCAGACCUGCAUCAUGCAGCUGGAGAGCUUCGGGUACACCAUGAACGACCUGAUCUUUGAGUGGCAGGAGAACGGGCCGGUCCAGAUUGCCGAGGGCCUCACGCUCCCACAGUUCAUCCUAAAAGACGAGUCGGACCUCAGAUACUGCACCAAGCACUACAACACAGGUAAGUUCACCUGCAUCGAGGUGCGCUUCCACCUGGAGCGUCAGAUGGGUUACUACCUGAUCCAGAUGUACAUCCCAUCCCUGCUCAUCGUCAUCCUGUCCUGGGUCUCCUUCUGGAUCAACAUGGACGCCGCCCCGGCCAGAGUGGCGCUGGGCAUCACCACCGUCCUCACCAUGACGACGCAGAGCUCUGGCUCCAGGACCUCGCUGCCAAAGGUCUCCUACGUGAAGGCCAUCGACAUCUGGAUGGCGGUGUGCCUCCUCUUCGUCUUCUCAGCGCUGCUGGAGUACGCUGCUGUCAACUUUGUGUCGAGGCAACACAAGGAGCUGCUUCGAUUCAGGCGGCCCAAGAACAAGAGCAAGAACGCCGGCGUCGACCCGGAGGAGCUGGCCCGGUCCCUGCGCCGCGUUCACGCUGACAACGGCCUCAAACCUUCAGAGCCCGUGUACGGAUCUAUGAGCAGCUUCUGCACCGGCCGCCGCAGGGAAGGGGAGCUCCAUGAGAGCAAGACGGCGUCCACGGUUGCCGCGACGUCCACCCCCAGCAUCACCAAGGACUCCAAGGUCAGCGUCAACAACGCUGUCAGUGUUGUGAGCGCCGCCGGCGCCGCCGGAGCCCCCGGAGCAAACCCUACCCAGAACCCCCCUGGGGCGGCGGGGGGGCGCGGCAAGGGGAAAAGCACGGAGGAGAUGAGGAAGCUGUUCAUCGACCGGGCCAAGAAGAUCGACACGGUGUCGAGGGCGGGCUUCCCUCUGGCCUUCCUCUUCUUCAACAUCUUCUACUGGGUCCUCUACAAGAUCCUGCGACACGAAGACGUGCUCAAGCAGUAGAGGCCGUGCACGUCCCCCUAACAGCGCCGUGAGCUCCGGGUGCUGAAACAUCAGACGUUUAAUGUACGUGUCCGGAAAACGUUCAGCUGUAAACUCGUUAGAGACCAUCUCCUGCAGCCGUCGGCCAUCCCCAGGAACCAGGAACCAGGAACCAGGUCCCGGUCCACCACCGUGGGUCCUGAGGAACCAGGUCCCAGUCCUCCACCUCUGGUCCAGAGGAACCAGAUGUGGUCCACCACAUCUGGUUCUGAGCUCCUCGUCCCGAGGAACCAGGUCCCAGUCCACCACCUCUGGUGCACAGGAACCAAUUCCCGGUCCACCACAUCUGGCGCUGAGCUCCUCGUCCCCAGGAACCAGGUGUGGUCCACCACCUCAGGUCCCGGUCCACCACCUCUGCCGCUGAGCGGUGAGGAAAAGCUCAGGUGGACAUCGUCCGUCAGCACUAGAAGCUGCGUGGAAACGUUUCACGCGCUUCUGUCCCCGCCAGACCUCAAGAGGACAAAAUCUCACUCAUCAAAGACCAACUGUGGUUUCAGUCGGACAGUCAAUGACUCCACGCUCGACUCUGAGUCACGUUUCCAUGGUGACUGAGAUCCGGUCCGUCCUUUUAGAGAAGCACACGCUGCAUGAACACAUCUGGGACUUUAGAUCGCGCCACAAAGACCACCUCCACCCUCAGGUCAGCUGUCACCAUGACGACAGUGAGACGAGGCUUCUGUAAACCCUCACAUCCACUUUAACGUCACCACCAGACAGAUCUAUUUUUAGAUUUUUUUAUAUUUCCCUCCAGGACAGAUUUGAGUCCCAUUUGAAUGUCCCUCCGUGAGAGCUGUGAGACCUCUGGGGACACAGCACUGAUAGACUAGCCCAGGGGUCGGUAACCCAAAAUGUUGAAAGAGCCAUAUUGGACCAAAACACAAAAAACAAUUAUGUCUGGAGCCGCAAAAAAUGAAAAGUCUUGUAUAAGCCUUAGAAUGAAGGAAAAUGGUGAAAGGUGAAAUGUCGAGAAAAAAGUCGAAAUGUCGAGGAAAUAGUAAAAAUUUCGAGAAAAAAGUCGAAAUGUUGAGAAAAAAUUCGAAAUGUCGAG
This is a messenger RNA of Cololabis saira (Pacific saury), 2775 nucleotides long. It is a transcript of the gene glra3, whose product is annotated as glycine receptor, alpha 3. The transcript is spliced from 10 exons. Gene Ontology annotation, biological process: chloride transmembrane transport; chemical synaptic transmission; nervous system process. NCBI's taxonomy places the organism in Eukaryota, Metazoa, Chordata, Actinopteri, Beloniformes, Belonidae. Gene Ontology annotation, molecular function: transmembrane signaling receptor activity; transmitter-gated monoatomic ion channel activity; glycine binding. Bases 150 to 1688 code for a protein of 512 amino acids. The record is from RefSeq and is a predicted model, not a curated record. Gene Ontology annotation, cellular component: plasma membrane; neuron projection; synapse.